This is a messenger RNA of Suillus paluster, 1742 nucleotides long. RefSeq names its product cytochrome P450. The coding region runs from base 115 to 1698 and encodes 527 amino acids. The transcript is spliced from 13 exons. Gene Ontology annotation, molecular function: heme binding; monooxygenase activity; oxidoreductase activity, acting on paired donors, with incorporation or reduction of molecular oxygen. The record is from RefSeq and is a predicted model, not a curated record. Lineage: Eukaryota; Fungi; Basidiomycota; Agaricomycetes; Boletales; Suillaceae.
UUCUCCUACCAACUUUUCGGUCGAGCGAUCCAUUAUCAGGGUACCACUGGCUACGAUUGGCAUGUGGUAUUUGCAUAAAGAGCCGUUCAUCACCUGAAUACUGCUUACCUUACGAUGAAUUCCCUCCUUGAACCCUUCCUUGCGCUCCUUCCAUCAGCUACGUUGCAGCUGCACAACUUGUGUAUUUCAUUUUCUGACAACACGCAGCUUGUCCUUGGUGCAGCUUGUCUUGGUGUAAUAGUAGGUGUAAUUUCUUGGGCUUACCUUCCGAAAUCAGAGAGUGGCCUGCCUCUCCCACCGUCCCCUCCCACUUGGAGACUUUGGGGGCACGUCCUUCCGCCUCGCAACGCAUUUCUCACUGUAGCGGGAUGGAUAGACAUGUACGGUCCUCUGAUCACCAUUCGGUUGGGAUAUAUGAACGUCGUUAUUAUCGGACGUUACAAAGCCGCGAUAGAUAUCAUGGAGAACCAGGGGAAAUCGUUGGCUGAUCGUCCUCGCAUGGUUGCUGCUGGAGAAAUGUUUGGCCGCGGUCUCGGCAUUACCUUUGCACCCGUUGGGGAAAGGUUUCGUCGCAUGCGUAGAGUACUUCAUACGCACCUCCAGCCUAAAGCAGCUGAGGCUUACGAGCCCAUGCAAAUUUCACACGCGAAGCACACUGUCCUUGACAUCCUUGACGAUCCACACAACUUCCAGAACCAUGUGUCAACUUAUUCUGCGACGACAGUUAUGAAAGUUGCAUACGGGAAGAAUACGCCCACGUCUGCGACUGAUCCCGAAGUCAUUGAGAUUAAUGAACUCUUCAGUAUGAUUACUGAAGUCGUCCGCCCUGGUGCUUACCUGGUGGAUUCAAUCCCUUGGCUCAAAUACCUUCCUUGGUAUGGCCGGGAUAUAAGACGGGGGUCUGAGAGGCACACGAAACUCAAUGCUGGUCACAUGAACCGCGUGAAAGAGCAAAUGCAGAGCAAUGUGGACAUCGGCCCUUCGUUCGCAAAAUAUAUGCUAGAAAGUGGACAUCUCUAUGGUUUGUCAGAGGCUGAGAUGAGCUCUCUUGCUGGUGCUUUCUUUGGAGCUGGAUCCAAUACAACUUCUGUUGCAAUAUGUACGGUGUUCAUGGCUGCUGCAUGUUUCCCCGAGGAGCAAGCUAAAGUUCAGGCCGAGCUCGAUGCGGUCAUCGGAAGGAACCGAGCGCCGACCUUCGCCGACCAGAAUUCCCUUCCUCGCCUGCAAGCCUUCAUUUCUGAGGCUUUGAGAUGGAGACCCGUGGCUGCCAGUGGAUUCCCUCACAAAACAACUAAGGAAGUGAUUUGGGAGAACUAUUGUAUUCCAGCUGGGACUAUGGUAUUCGGCAACCAUUGGUCCAUCUCUCGAGAUCCAGAAGUGUACCCUGAGCCUUACGCGUUCAAGCCUGAACGUUGGAUUGACGAUCACGGUCGCCUGAGAGACGAUUUGAAGUUCUUUGUCUACGGGUUUGGUCGGCGUGUAUGCCCCGGUCAACAUGUUGCGAACAGAUCGGUAUUCAUCAACUCACUCCUUAUUCUCUGGGCCUUCCGGCUCGCUCUGGAUCCUACGCAGCCGUUGGAUGACAUGAUUUACAUGAACGCAGACAUACCAAAGAAGCCGUGCCCGAUCGAGUUUGAGGCGAGGAUUCCAGAAACAGAGCUCAGGCGCAUGAUGCAGGAUUAUCUUGAGGUUGCAUGAGAAAUCGUGACGUUUCGAGUCUCGAGAUGGAUGUUCUUACUAGU